AUGGCCUCGUAUCUGAGCUUGGCCCUGGCCAGACUGCAUGUCUACAAUGGAGCCGCGGGUGUUCAGAACGGGAGCCACGAAGCUAUCAUUGAGCCUGUCAUUGACUUCCUAGACUUGAACCGACUAGUAGCACAAGCUCCAUCUUCGUUCAAGAACAUAUCAUUAUCUGACUAUCAAACCAUCAUGCAGCUCACCACGCUUGCGCUUUUGACAAGCCUCUCGGCAGUAUGCUUUGCUGCGCCAGCAAAUAACCAUGUCGACAUUGUGCCUCGCCAGACCAAGAAGCCAGAGCCUACCCCGACAAAGACUACUAUCAAGACAACUACAAAGACUACCGAGAAGCCCACAAAGACCACCACUGAGGAGACUGGUCCAAGCAGCACGAGAUGCCCUGUGCCUGCUUACUACAAGUGCGGAGGCUGGGAUUACACUAAGCCUUGGGACGGCUGCACGGUUUGCGAAAAGGGCUCUACAUGCGUGGAACAGAACGAAUGGUACUUCCAGUGUGUGCCAAACGACGCCAUUGUAGCGGAGUAA
Molecule: messenger RNA, 537 nt
Organism: Alternaria incomplexa
Lineage: Eukaryota; Fungi; Ascomycota; Dothideomycetes; Pleosporales; Pleosporaceae
Exons: 6
Coding region: 1-537 (178 amino acids)
Biological process (GO): carbohydrate metabolic process
Cellular component (GO): extracellular region
Molecular function (GO): cellulose binding
Source: RefSeq, a predicted model, not a curated record